Messenger RNA from Didymodactylos carnosus, 753 nucleotides. Lineage: Eukaryota; Metazoa; Rotifera; Eurotatoria; Philodinida; Philodinidae. The record is from the annotation of a GenBank genome assembly.
AUGACUGUUCGUACUCACAAUGUGACUAUAUUAAGUAAAAUCUUAGAACUCUUACCGUUCAUCAAACAUCUAUGUGUUUACACGUCCAGCCGACAAGACGACAAAUCAUUAGCACUACCUAAUGAUCUUUCAAGUUUGAUAUCAUUGGAAUUAGUUGUUUCUGGUGUUAGUAUCGACGAUGUUGAAUGGUUACUGAAACAUGUACCAAAACUUGAACAAUUUUCAUAUUUUUAUUCAACCACAGUUGGAAGUGAUUUUGGAGAUUUGCGACAAAUUAAUAAUGACAGAUGGCAAAACAUAUUAUUUAAUUUACCAUUACUUGAAGAUUUUGGAUUGGUUAUUAGACUCGGUCCAUACUUUGAAACCGUUCGUCUAAACCCAUUUCAGUCAGAAUUUUGGACGAAAAGAACUAUUUAUUUUUCAUAUGAUUACAACAUUAAUUUUAUCGAUGUUUAUACUAUACCGAGAAAAACAACAGUUUGGCAACUUCCUAAAUCUGAUAAUUACCAACUACAACGGAUAACGUCUGACACAUAUGAUAAUUACAGAAUUAAUUGGAAUGAUUUUUCCUGGUUCUAUGAGUUCCCACGUAUCCAAACACUGUUUUACAAUAUGCCAGUUCCUCAUGUCCAACCGACAAAAAGAGUUCGUGAAAUUGAACAUCGACCUGUGGAACGUCGUCUAUGUUCGACUAACAUUCCGCAUUUGUCCGGUUUUAGAAAGAAAUAUAGCUGGCGAAAAGUUCACCGUUAA